CUGGGCAACAGCAAGCAUCUCACUACUGUCAUCCUACGCGAUGACAUGUGUAGUGGAGAUUGUGGACACAGGUUGCGGGAGCAUGCCUUCCCAUUCCCUUUCCCUGAAGCCUCCGUUUCAUCCCCUGGGAUCUUGUGUACCUAAAUUAUGGCCAUGCCACCAUCUGCAGGCUUGGCGUUUUCUUCUUGGAACUUUGGUCUCAGGAAAAACAUCUCUCCCUUUAACUUUCCAAUAUUACUUUUGUUCCCCAUUUUAUGUCCAUUCAUUUAGUUCUGUGUGAGUCUCUCCAAUGCUACUGUUCUUACCCACUAAGUGUCAGGUUUAUCAAGGCUUUUCCUAUUAUGUCACAAUCUUUAACUCUGUUAAAUUUUAUGUGUCCUUGCAUCCUGGCCCUCUCUGGGACAUUGCUACACUUCGUGGUUUCUAUCAGGAUCUCAUUCUCCUUUCACCACCAUCGGCACCUCCUAGUUUUUGCUCAGUUCUGCUGCUGGUGGAAGAAAGCCAUGGAUCUGGGAGCCUCAGGAAAUGACUCUGUUGUCACUGAGUUUGUCCUGCUGGGUCUGUCAGAGACCCCAGCUCUGCAGCCCGUCCUCUUCACCGUCUUCCUUCUCGCUUACGUAGCUACUCUUGGGGGCAACCUCAGCAUCCUGGCUGCCAUCCUCGCCGAACCCAAACUCCACACCCCCAUGUACUUCUUCCUGGGGAACUUGUCCCUGCUGGAUGUCGGGUGCAUCAGUGUCACUGUCCCUGCCAUGCUGAGACGCUUCAUGUCCAAUAACAGAAGCAUUCCCUACGGGGCCUGCCUCUCACAGCUCUUCAGUUUCCACCUCCUGGCAGGGGCGGACUGCUUCCUGCUGACAGUCAUGGCCUAUGACCGCUAUCUGGCCAUCUGCCAGCCCCUCACCUACAGCACCCGCAUGAGCUGGGGAAUUCAGCAAGCGCUAGUGGGCGUGUCGUGUGCCUUUUCCUUCACCAACGCGCUGACCCAAACUGUUGCCUUAUCUACUCUUGACUUCUGUGGCCCCCAUGUGAUCAAUCACUUCUACUGUGACCUCCCACAGCUCUUCCAGCUCUCCUGCUCCAGCACCCAGCUCAAUGAGCUGCUGCUCUUUGUAGCAGCAGCCUUCAUGGGUGUGGCCCCACUGGUCCUCAUCACUGUGUCCUAUGCACACGUGGCAGCCGCAGUCCUGCGAAUCCGCUCUGCUGAGGGCAGGAAGAAAGCCUUCUCCACGUGUGGCUCCCACCUCACGGUUGUCAGCGUAUUCUACGGGACAGGCGUCUUCAGCUACAUGAGGCUGGGCUCAGUGGAGGCUUCGGACAAAGACAAAGGGAUUGGCAUCCUCAACACUGUCAUCAGCCCCAUGCUGAACCCACUCAUCUACAGUCUCCGGAACCCUGAUGUGCAGGGCGCCCUGCAGCGGGUGUUCGCAGGGAGACGGCCUCCAGAGUGA
Molecule: messenger RNA, 1451 nt
Organism: Felis catus (domestic cat)
Lineage: Eukaryota; Metazoa; Chordata; Mammalia; Carnivora; Felidae
Product: putative olfactory receptor 3A4
Exons: 1
Coding region: 255-1451 (398 amino acids)
Biological process (GO): G protein-coupled receptor signaling pathway
Cellular component (GO): membrane
Molecular function (GO): G protein-coupled receptor activity; olfactory receptor activity
Source: RefSeq, a predicted model, not a curated record